This is a messenger RNA of Aspergillus terreus NIH2624, 648 nucleotides long. RefSeq lists its product as uncharacterized. The record is from RefSeq and is a predicted model, not a curated record. The coding region runs from base 1 to 648 and encodes 215 amino acids. The transcript has a single exon. NCBI's taxonomy places the organism in Eukaryota, Fungi, Ascomycota, Eurotiomycetes, Eurotiales, Aspergillaceae.
AUGCUGUGCAAGACUCUCGCCACUCUUCUCCUCGCCGCCACAGCGCUGGCCACGCCAGCCCCAGAGGUGACUGCCACCGCUGAGUCGUUUGGCACUGAUUUCGACAAUGGUACCAUUGCAUCAGCCUCCUCCGCGGCCGAUGCUUUCCUUGCCGAUAUCCCCGACUCCAUCUUGUCGGUCAUGGAGACCGCCGUCCCAACUUCCUGGCAAAUGGAUAUCCUCACCGAUCCGGCCUUUCGCGCCUCCGUCGCCAGUGCCGCCGCAGAGGGCUCGUAUCCAGCCUGGUACAACGAGCUCCCGAGCAGUGUCAAGGCCUGGGCGACAUCCGUGGGUGUACAAAUGUUCGGCGACUUACCAACUGCCACCGCGGAUAGCGCGUUCCAGACGGACUCUAGCCUUGAGGCUGGAUCCAGCUAUCAAGGUGCCAGCCAGACUGUGAGUCAGACAGCUUCUAAUGCUGCCCUGACUACUUCCGCCGGCUCCUCCCAUGCCACCACCUCCCACUCAAGCUCGAGCUCGGCGUCGGCGUCGGCUUCGGCUUCAGCCUCGUCUGCUCAGUCGACGGGCGGUGCCCCUGCUCCUACCGGCGGGGUUGCCAUGGCUGUUGCAGGUGGAGCGGGUAUCCUCGCUCUUGCUCUUGCUCUGUAG